Moneuplotes crassus is the source of this 559-nucleotide messenger RNA. The record is from the annotation of a GenBank genome assembly. NCBI's taxonomy places the organism in Eukaryota, Ciliophora, Spirotrichea, Euplotida, Euplotidae.
UUUGUGAUCAAUAGUGCUCCUGCUGGCUUUAUUAGUGCCGUUGUGCAUGAUGGUGGCUUUUUAUCAGGAGAGCUUGAAGACAGAUGGAUUUGCAAAAGACUUGGAAAUAGAUCAUCCUUACUUCUGUGCACUCAACCUACCUCUAUGCACUGUGAAAUUUGCUCCAGAAGUAGCAGAUACCAUUUCUCAGAUUAUCAGUAAGACUAUUCCUAAUGAAUUCGCGGAAUCUGCGAAAGAGGUUCUUCUUUCCUCCGCUUCCCAAGACAAAGAGUCCCAAACAGAAUGGUACCUUCAGACAGAGGCGAUUUUCUCAGUUAUGUUUCUUAUUUUGCUGGCGAACUAUGCUAUAUCAACCGUGAUUGGGUUCAUCUUAAAGGCUCUGUGGGUGAGCCUGUUCAACCUCAUCUUCUGCUUCUUGACGCUCACAGUCAUUUUCGUCUUCGCAAAUCAGUACUGUCAAAACUACUCAGAUGAGACUACAGACAUUUCUGGGAUUUUGCAUACAAGUGAAGUUUGUAGCAAUCUCAAAUUUUACUUCGGUAAAAUUUUAGUAAGCUAA